Molecule: messenger RNA, 2531 nt
Organism: Phoenix dactylifera (date palm)
Lineage: Eukaryota; Viridiplantae; Streptophyta; Magnoliopsida; Arecales; Arecaceae
Product: glutamyl-tRNA reductase 2-like
Biological process (GO): tetrapyrrole biosynthetic process
Molecular function (GO): glutamyl-tRNA reductase (NADP+) activity; NADP binding
Source: RefSeq, a predicted model, not a curated record
CACGCGCCCCGGACCCCAACAACCCCAAGGCUUCUCCCUAGGAGGGCCCACGCGCGCGACCCAAACCUCCGCCGCCGCCUCCUCAUCUGACCAUUCCAACACAGCCGGCCAUUACCCCGUCAACGUGCCGCUCCCAAGUCCAAACAGACCACCGAUAGCAGCGAGUUUUGGAGAGAUAAAGCCAGGGAGAGACGGAGAGAGGAGAGGCGGCGAUCGGAACGACGCGGCGCCUCUUCCUCCUCCCUCGCUCGCUCGGAUUCCCUCUCUCUAAUCCCGCAAAGGACACAAACAAGGAAAAAAGGGGGGGAAAAAGAAAAAAAGAGCAACCUCAAGAAAAAAAAGGAAGAUUUUUCAGGGCUAGGGUAAGGGUUUUGAUCCGAUGGCGGCCGUGAGCGGUUGCGCGGCCCCCUUCGCAGGGCCAAAGGCGGCGUCUUUCCUUCCCCGGAAGAGCCCGAAUGCUCCGUCUUCUGCGGCUUACUCUGGUUUCCGGAUCGGCCCGAGAGCUCCGGUCUAUGUCGGGACUCGGAGGGGGGCGCUUCGGAGGAGCCCCCGGUGCGAGGCCGGGGCGGAUCUGGUGGAAGAGAGGACGGCGUCGCGGGCGUCAAGCGUCUCGGUUCUCGAGCAAUUCAAGAUCUCCGCGGACCGAUAUAUGAAGGAGAGGAGCAGCAUAGCUGUUAUAGGUCUUAGUGUUCAUACGGCUCCAGUAGAAAUGCGUGAAAAGCUUGCAGUUCCAGAGGCUCAAUGGCCUCGUGCUAUUGAAGAGCUCUGCAGUUUGAAUCAUAUAGAAGAAGCUGCUGUCCUCAGUACCUGCAACAGAAUGGAAAUAUAUGUGGUGGCUUUGUCUUGGCAUCGAGGAAUCAGAGAAGUGACAGAGUGGAUGGCUAAGACUAGUGGAGUUCCUGUUUCAGAGCUCCGACAGCAUCUGUUUAUGCUUCGUGACAGUGAUGCUACUCGGCAUUUGUUUGAAGUAUCGGCAGGGCUUGACUCUCUUGUCCUGGGAGAAGGACAGAUCCUUGCACAAGUUAAACAAGUUGUUAGAGUUGGGCAAGGCAGCAGAGGAUUGGGGAAGAACAUUGACAGGAUGUUCAAGGAUGCAAUCACUGCUGGAAAGCGGGUUCGCAGUGAGACGAACAUAUCAUCUGGUGCAGUUUCUGUUAGCUCAGCUGCAGUUGAAUUAGCGCUGAUGAAGCUUCCAAAGUCCCACCUGCCAUCUGCCAGAAUGCUGGUGAUUGGAGCUGGCAAGAUGGGGAAACUUGUGAUCAAACAUCUUGCUGCAAAAGGAUGCAAAAGAAUCAUGGUUGUAAACCGGUCGGUGGAAAAGGUAGAUGCUAUACGCGAGGAAAUGAAAGGUGUUGAAAUAAUCUACAAACCUUUCACUGACAUGCUAUCUUCAGCUGCUGAAGCUGAUGUGGUGUUCACGAGCACAGCAUCUGAGGCACCAUUAUUUCUGAAAGAACAUGUGGAAGCUCUUCCUCCUGUGAGCAAUGCUAUUGGGGGUGUAAGGUUUUUCAUUGACAUUUCUGUUCCUAGGAACAUAGGGUCCUGUGUUUCAGAUCUUGAAUGUGCACGAGUGUACAAUGUUGAUGACCUCAAGGAAGUUGUGGAAGCCAAUAAGGAAGAUCGACUAAGGAAAGCAAUGGAAGCUAAAGCAAUCAUCACUCAAGAAUUGAAGCGGUUUGAGGCAUGGAGGGACUCUCUGGAGACUGUCCCUACUAUCAAGAAAUUAAGGUCCUAUGCUGAUAGAAUUAAGGCUUCAGAGCUUGAGAAAUGUUUACAAAAGAUUGGUGAUGAUGUGCUGACAAAGAAAAUGAGAAAGGCUAUAGAAGAGCUUAGCAGCGGCAUAGUCAACAAGCUUCUUCAUGGCCCAUUGCAGCACUUGAGAUGUGAUGGCAGUGACAGUAGAACACUUGAUGAGACCCUUGAAAAUAUGCAUGCACUCAAUCGGAUGUUCAGUCUAGACACCGAGAAAGCAAUCUUGGAGCAAAAGAUUAAAGCCAAGGUGGAGAAAACUCAGAGUUAAGCUUAUAGAAGUAUUUAAUAAUCUACAGCUACAUUGUCAGGUCUUUCAUACGUAUGUAUUCAUCUUCACUCUUUUGGUCUGCUUGUCUGCACAUUCUAGUUCCCUGAUCCUCCAUUUUUCAAUAGGAGAACCUCCUCAGCCUCUCAUUGACUUCAGCAACUAUAUCGAGAAAUGGUGACCCCCAUAUGGUAUUUUCUUACAGAGAGAUGGUUAAAGGCUUCCUCAGCUCUCUAUAGGUUUCAUUUGCAGCUGGUGCUAUAUGAUGGUCUUCAAAAUUUAUAGGAACUGGUCGGUGACAGAUGAAUUUAAUCUGCUAAUGGGACGUGUCUCAAGGUCCACAGCCAUAUGUUGAUGCAUCAAUUUUUGUAUUCAAUCUAUUUAGCAUUUCCUUCUGAAAAUAUUUUCUGAUUCAUGCUUCAUGAUGUGGGGUUGGAUUUAUGCAAUGAUUUAUCCAAUGUUGUUAUGAUUCAGACAGAAAUUUGGCAUGGUUUAAACAUUUUUUUUUGGUGAA